UUACAGACGUCAAAGGGUGUCAGCUUCACCACCCCAGGGUAAAGUCAUCAGGUAAAGGUAAGCUGACAGCCAUGGGAAUCAACCUUUCAGUUAUCUCCUGCCACAGUCACAUCCGACUCAGGAUACCAAUCCGUUAAAAAACACUAAAACAUACUUUUGGUCUACAGUCUCCAAUUACAACAUUUAAGUAUGAUGAUGAAAACUCAUAUGAACUUGGCACAGUUGUUUCCAUUCUUCUCUGGUCGUGUGAACCUGCCAGGACAGGAAGUGUAAGAGUGUGUGUAAGUAAGUGGGCUUCUGUUUGUGCGUGUGUGUACCUGCUAUCACGCAAGUUCUGGCGCCAUCCAAGGGUAACAUCCUCCAGCACAGAAAGCUUCUAAGGUGGAGAAGGAUGAGAAGGUGGAGGAGUAGGUGUAGUAGAUUUAGGAGCUUAUUUGGAACAUGGAAAUACUUCAGAGAAGAAGAGAAGAAAGAAAAGAAGAAACUGUGACUAUAUCUGACCAAAUACACUCUGCGGAGAAAACCCCUUGAUGAACUGACCACUGCAGGGACCCCCGUCUUUUUAGCGGACGUAUCGAUUAUCGACGAGCAUGCCUUUCUCCCUCUCUCAGCAAUGCCUUGGUCUGAUUGUACUAGGAACGAUCUUUCUGCACACAAUCGCAGUCGCCAUCAGUUUUAUGUACUUCAACAACGUCCUGGAGACGAUGCAGCAGAGCUUUUCGCGGAGUAGUGUCUCGUGUCUGUUGAACCCCCACGUGCACCCCGGGCGUGUGAACACAGCAGGGGGGGAGCAGAAGGCCGACCCCUGUUGGCAGGUCAUGCAACAACUCCACUACCGCAUAGAGAAGACCAUGGCCGAGCGGCUGCAGCGGCAAGUGUCAGCCCCAGUGAUAAACCAGGUAUCUGGGGUGUUUCCCGUCCAGGGGUUCUGCAGUGACCUUAGUCUUGGGGUGUCUGCUCACGUGACAGGAGGCCUCCGACAGAAACAGCCGCCAAAAGAGGGAUCUCCCAGCAGCAGGGGGUUUCUGGGAGAGCGUAUCCGUGAGUGGGACGGGCAGAGGGGGCUGUCCUUCCUCCAGGACGUGGAGCUGAAGGGGGGAGAGCUGCUGGUUCCUCGUGCCGGCCUCUACUUCAUCUACGCCCAGACGUACUUCAGCCUCCCGCCCACGGGGGAGACGGAGGGGGAGGCGAGGGAAGAGGGGACGCAGCUCGUCCAGUACAUUUACAAGAAGAUGAACUCGUACUCGGUUCCCAUCCUUCUGAUGAAGUCGUCCAGAAGUGCCUGCUGGUUCCAGCGUCAGGAGUCGGGCCUGUUCUCCCUCCACCAGGCCGGCACUGCCCGCCUGCAGCCCGCGGACCGCCUGUUCGUCAGCGUGAGCAACGCCAGCGCCGUGGAGACAGACGCGAGGGCCAGCUACUUUGGGGCCUUCCUGGUGGGCUAGAGGGGCCCUAACAGGGAGAGGUGCCCAGGGAGGCUGCCUGAGUGUAGGUGUGGAGUGUAGCGGGCGGUAUGGAGGGCUGGAAAACAGACGAGGCAAGGAUUGUUCAGUCUCCCAAAGCCCUUGUAAAUAAACUGUCUGCAGAGACCACGUGUCUCUAGGGAGCACAUGUCUUAUUCUCUGUCAUGUGUACAGGAGUGGGGCUGGGGACUUCGGCGUCACACACAUGGUGCCAGUGAUGCGGGUGUUUGAUGGGGGUGGAAGAGGGAUCAGGAGAUUCAUGGAUGUGUGGUUAUGGUUUGUUUGUUUGGGAUGAGGUAUUCAGGCAGUGGAUGUGUGUAAAUGUGUUUUUGCUGUAUGACAACGGAACACAUCCAGGAAUUAGCUUCUUGUGUGGUCUAUGGAGUGUCUGAUGCUACUCUCAUUAUUAUCUCAUCUGGAAAUUCUAUGUUUGUUGGCUACUACAGUUAAGUCCUUAUACUGGAGGUGUGUGUGUUUCCCAAAUAAUGUGAAUAUAGUUUUGUUCUUU
Hypomesus transpacificus is the source of this 1968-nucleotide messenger RNA. Its product is annotated as tumor necrosis factor ligand superfamily member 10-like. Lineage: Eukaryota; Metazoa; Chordata; Actinopteri; Osmeriformes; Osmeridae. The coding region runs from base 591 to 1442 and encodes 283 amino acids. The record is from RefSeq and is a predicted model, not a curated record. The transcript has 8 exons. Gene Ontology annotation, biological process: immune response. Gene Ontology annotation, molecular function: tumor necrosis factor receptor binding. Gene Ontology annotation, cellular component: membrane.